AAGUGUAUUGGAUGGUGUGCAAAAAUGAAAGUGGACAAAUACAGGGGGGAGUAGUAUUUUUUUGGUGGAUUAGGGUAAGGUUUGGUGGUAGGUCCUAGUCAAUGUAGGUUUUUCCGUUUUGAUAGGAGGUGUUUGGUGCAACUGUGCAAGUACCAGCUUGAUCCUGAUUGCACAAAAUUCCCAAUUUCCCAUGGCUUCCCUUUAAAUCGGGGAGAGUGCAUAACUCCACGGAGGAAAAACUGGAAUCCGCUUAUUGAAGCCAAACUAUGUCCGCCUACGACCAAGCGGCAGCGGCAGCAAUUGCUCAGAUAGCACUAGCGGCGGACGGUGCUCUGCUUGGUCUUACCCUAGCAUUCGUUGCUGUGCGGAGCAUAUUCAAGUUUAGGGCUACACGCUCGGCUUUGCACAUAAUCGAGGAAGCCCCUUUGGUUCGGGUUUCAGAUCUCCGCUCGCUCUUAGGCGCAGACAAAGAUUUAAACCAAUUCGAUGGAGGCAGGGUGGUCAUUGUCCGCGGCACUGUGGAGGCAAAGUCUUCCGUUGAAGGAAACUGGAAGAGCCUUGUGACUAACGUGCUUGUUGCUCCAGACUCGGGCGAGAAGGCUGUCAUUUUGCAGCGUACUCACACUUGUAUAUACAAUGAUUGGAAAGUGUUCAUGGGAUGGAACAGUGAUCUACUAUCACUUUUCUCAAGUUCUCGGAGAGUGCACAAGUCUUCCUCCAUUAGAAAGGUCCCCUUUGUUAUUGUUGAAGCUGGAAGGUGGCCACAAUCUGAAUAUGUUAAUGUUAAGCUGGAUGGAUCAAUGCACCCCCUACCACUUGUGACAGUCUACCAUCACUUGCAUCCAGUUAACGCCACUCCUCUUACUUUUCUCCAGGCACUUUUUGGUCAUCAGUACCCUGUUGGGCUGCUAGAUGAAGAAAAAAUCCUGCCACUUGGGAAGGAGAUAACUGCAGUUGGCGUUUGCAGCUCGAGUAGUGGAACUCUAGAGAUCAAAGCAUGCAACUAUCUUCCUUUUUUCAUAUCGGAUAUGACCAAGGAUCAAAUGCUUGUAGAUCUUGCAUUUAAGACAAAAAUUUUGCUAUGGAGUGGGAUUGUAUUCAGCUCAGUUGCAAUUGGUAUCCUAAGCUAUGCCGCUGUAAGGAAUUGGAACAGAUGGAAAGUAUGGAGACAGCAGAGGCAGUCUCGAUCUCAACAGCAGAAUAUUGAUUCGGAUCCUCAACUUGCAGGAGAUGAGGAAACUGAUGAUGUUCCGGAUGGUCAGCUGUGUGUCAUUUGUCUUACAAGAAGGAGACUUUCUGUUUUCGUGCCAUGUGGGCAUCUUGCGUGUUGCCAACAGUGUGCCUUGUUAGUUGUACGGGAGUCAUCACCCAAGUGUCCAGUUUGUAGGCAGGCCAUUACAAAUGCGGUGAGGAUGUACGAUUCUUGAUUGCGACUGACACGUAUGCUUUUUGGUAACUAGCACACUACUGCCUAAUGUCUAUCCAUUUAAAAAAAAUAGAGUUUAGAUUUUACAAAAUAGUAUCACUGGUUCGGUGCUCGAUCAAUUCUGAAAAUUAGCCAUUUCACCAGGUUAUUUGUACUAAUUUGAGGCUAAUAAUCUGAUACAAAUUGC
This is a messenger RNA of Cuscuta campestris, 1613 nucleotides long. The record is from the annotation of a GenBank genome assembly. Lineage: Eukaryota; Viridiplantae; Streptophyta; Magnoliopsida; Solanales; Convolvulaceae.